AUGGCAUUCGCUGGAGCGGAAUUGUUAGCGCUUCGAGGAGUUCCACACUUCGAUCCGACGGGUGGUGCAAGUAUUGUCAGCGGCAAGUGGAAAGCUUGGCUUGAAGAGUUCGAAGCCUACGCCGAUAGUCGCGGCCUGUUUCUGGACGGAUGUACGCCGGCCCAGGAGGCGCAACGAAGAGCACUGUUGCUGUACACUGCGGGGCCUGUGGUAAGGGAGACUUUCAAAACACUUCCCAAUAAAGGAGAGAGGAAUGAGUAUCAAAAAGCCACAGAUGCCCUAAAUGCUCAUUAUGUUGUCAAACCUAAUGCUACGUUUCAAAGACAUUUGUUCAGGAAAACAAAGCAGGAAGAUGGUGAAACGGUUGCCCAAUUUGUUACCAAAUUACGACAGGUUGCUAUUGGAUGCAAUUUCGUAGCUGGGGAUGUAGAAAACCAAAUUCUUGACCAAGUAGUUCAGUACUGCAGAGCUGAUAAACUUCGCAGGAGAAUGCUGGAGAAAGGAGGUGAGCUCAAGUUAAAUGAUGCAUUGUCCAUGGCUGCUGCUCUAGAAGCUGUUGAAGGUCAAUUUAACUCCAUGUCAUUGAGAGAGAGAGAAAGGCCUAGAGCUGGUGGACAAGUGAAUCAAGUAUCGUAUGAGAAUGACAGAAAAAAGAAUUUGGAACGCUACCGAUGUGGGAACAAAGGACAUUUUGGGAAGGAUGCAUCAUGUCCAGCCAAAGGAAAGAUCUGUCGGAAAUGUGGAGGCCAAAACCACUUUGCGACGAUGUGCAAAAGUAAGGCCAAGAGCACAAGUGAGGCGAGAGGAAAAUUCAGAGAUGGGAAGUCCAGAGAUGGAAAGAAGUAUAAGAAUAGAGUUCGCCAAGUGGAAGGUGAACCCGGACAUGAUAGUGAUGAUGACAACAGCCGUGGCCGUGAUCAGAGGUACUAUCAAUUUGCUGUGAAUGGUGAUCAUGAGAAAGUCCCAAUAAUCAUUGGAGGUGUCACAGUCCCAGUGAUAGUAGAUUCGGGAAGUGAUUGCAAUGUAAUAGAUCAGAUAUUGUGGGAGAAACUGAAGAAGGACAAAAUCAUCUGCAAAUCUACUAAGAGUACCAAGAGGCUUUAUCCGUACACAUCACAGAUACCAUUAACAACUGUUGGAUGUUUCACAGCCACCGUAGAAGUUGGCAAGAUGAAGUCGACUGCAGAGUUUGUUGUCAUCAAAGAAAAGGGAGAACCUUUACUGAGCAAACAUACGUCUAGAGAGCUGGGAGUGCUCCAGGUGGGAAUUGUACAUGUAAAUGCGGUACAGAGCUAUGCAGGUUUAAAGCAUGAGUUUGAAGCAGUCUUCAAAGGGGUAGGGAAGUUGAAGGGCCGACAGGUGCGGUUAGCAGUGGAUGAAACGGUGAAGCCAGUGGCCCAGCCUGUGCGAAGGACUCCAUUUGGACUGAGAAAAAAGGUCGAGAUGAAGAUUGCGGAAUUGAUCGAUCUCGACAUCAUUGAGCCAGUUAAACGCUCCACGCCAUGGGUAAGCCCAGUUGUCAUAGUUCCAAAGAGAAAUGAUGAAAUCAGACUGUGUAUCGAUAUGCGUAGAGUGAACGAAGCAAUCAUAAGAGAACGUCACCCCAUUCCCACUAUUGAGGAAGUCCUACAGGAGCUGUCGAUUAGCAAGGUCUUUUCGAAAAUAGACCUGAAGUGGGGGUACCACCAACUGGAGUUACAUCCGGAGUCUAGAGAGGUGACAACCUUUGUCACUCAUUGUGGGUUGUUCCGCUAUAAGAGACUGUUGUUCGGAAUCAAUGCUGCUCCAGAGAUUUAUCAAUAUGAGAUACACAGAGUGAUAGCUGGGAUAGAAGGAGCUGCGAACAUAUCAGAUGACAUCAUUGUGCAUGCAUCGACCCAGAAAGAGCAUGACAAGAGGUUGAAGCAGGUGCUUGGCAGACUGCGGGACGCAGGACUUACUGCAAAUGCAGAAAAGUGUAAGUUUGGUGUCUCUGAGUUGGACUUCAUGGGGCACAGACUGACUAGCAAGGGACUCAACCCAGGAUUGGCCAAGGUGAAAGCAAUUGCAGAGGCCCGUGAACCCCAGACUGCAACUGAGAUGAGAAGUUUCUUGGGGCUAGUCAACUACUGCGCAAAGUUCAUUCCGAACUUUGCUACAUUGGCAGAUCCACUGAGAAAGCUGACCAGAAAGGACACGCCAUUUCAAUUUGGUCAUGAACAACAACAAGCGUUUAAGGCGCUGAAGGAAAGCUUAAUGAGUGCAGAGACCCUGGGCUACUAUGAUCUAAAUGCACCGACAAAGGUCAUAGCGGAUGCCAGUCCAGUUGGCUUAGGAGCAGUGCUGGUGCAGGUGCAUGCUGAUGGCCCGAGGAUAGUAGCAUAUGCCAGCCGCUCGUUAAGUAACGUUGAAAGGAGAUACUCUCAGACGGAGAAAGAAGCCCUUGGACUUGUGUGGGCUUGUGAAAGAUUCCAUGCGUACCUGUAUGGAAUAGAGUUUGAUCUAGUGACUGAUCACAAACCGCUUGAAGUCAUUUAUUCACCGAGAUCUAAGCCAUGUGCGAGAAUAGAGCGGUGGGUUCUGAGGCUUCAACAGUACAAGUACAGGGUAGUCCACAUCGCAGGAAAGUCCAACAUAGCAGAUCCAUUGUCAAGAUUGCUGAAGGAUGAUCAACCGAGAGAAACUUCUGUGUUGGAAACAGAAGCAGAGAGCUUUGUGCGUUUUGUGGCAGUCCAGUCAACGCCAGGUGCGGUGACAACGAAGGAAGUCGAAAGAGAAUCUGAACAUGAUCCUGAACUCGAAGUUAUCAGAGAGUGUAUUCACAGUGGACAAUGGGAUGAUUGUCCAUACAAAGCAUACAUUCCCAUCAAGGAUGAACUCUGUAUAAUUGGUCAGUGUGUGCUGAGAGGUAGCAGAUUGGUGAUUCCACAGGCACAGAGGCCAAAGAUGGUGUCAUUAGCUCACGAAGGACACCUGGGCAUUGUUGGCACCAAACAGAAUUUGAGAACCAAGGUAUGGUGGCCAGGAUGUGAGAAAGAUGCAGAGAAAUUCGUCAAGACUUGUCAUGGUUGCCAAAUCACAAGCAGGGGUAAUCCACCAGAACCAAUUCGAAGUACUAUGUUGCCAACAGGACCUUGGGUGGAUGUAGCUGUUGAUUUCCUAGGACCACUUCCGACAGGAGAAUCUAUACUUGUGGUAGUUGAUUAUUAUAGCAGAUACUACGAGUAUGCAAUCAUGAAAUCAACCACUGCAGAGAAGACAGUCAAAGCCCUGGCUGAAAUCUUUGGCAGACAUGGGUUACCUGUGACGUUAUACUCAGACAAUGGACCCCAGUUCAUCUCGGAAGUUUUCGCAGAGUACAUGAACAUUACAGGAAUUCACCACCAUCGGGUGACUCCUAAAUGGCCCCAAGCCAACGGCGAGGUCGAAAGACAGAACCAGAGUAUAGUGAAAAGGCUUAGAAUUGCACAGGCAGAAGGCAAGGAUUGGAAAGAGGCCUUGCUGACUUACGUCGCAGUCUACCGGGCUAGUACUCAUUCGACAACGGGAAAAAGCCCGGCAGAAGUGUUGUUCGGGAGAAAGAUCCGAACUAAACUACCACAAAUCCAGGACAUUAGUGAGGAUCAGGAACUCAGAGACAGGGACCUCCAAAUGAAAAGUGGUGCAAAACACUAUGCAGAUCUGGAGAGGGGAGCCGUACAUUCUGACAUAGUGCCAGGAGAUAAGGUGAUAGUAAGACGUGAUGAAAGGAGGAAACUAGACACGCCAUACUUUAGCCAGCCAUAA
Strongylocentrotus purpuratus (purple sea urchin) is the source of this 3765-nucleotide messenger RNA. RefSeq lists its product as uncharacterized. The transcript has a single exon. The record is from RefSeq and is a predicted model, not a curated record. Bases 1 to 3765 code for a protein of 1254 amino acids. Gene Ontology annotation, biological process: proteolysis; DNA integration. Gene Ontology annotation, molecular function: nucleic acid binding; aspartic-type endopeptidase activity. Lineage: Eukaryota; Metazoa; Echinodermata; Echinoidea; Camarodonta; Strongylocentrotidae.